Xiphias gladius (swordfish) is the source of this 2076-nucleotide messenger RNA. RefSeq names its product Golgi reassembly-stacking protein 2-like. Lineage: Eukaryota; Metazoa; Chordata; Actinopteri; Istiophoriformes; Xiphiidae. The coding region runs from base 157 to 1422 and encodes 421 amino acids. The record is from RefSeq and is a predicted model, not a curated record. Gene Ontology annotation, biological process: Golgi organization. Gene Ontology annotation, cellular component: Golgi apparatus. Gene Ontology annotation, molecular function: protein binding. The transcript is spliced from 10 exons.
GACAUUCAUGCUGUCAUCAUUCAGCUGCCACAGCGGAAGUGCUGGCAGCCAGGAACCGCAGGAAACACGGCACUGUCGCGGACAUGAGCUGGAGGAGAGCCGCCUGCUAACCCGACACAGCUAGCCCACCCUGACCCACACAGAUUCAGGGGAAACAUGGGAGGGUCUCAGAGCGUCGAGAUACCCGGCGGAGGAACCGAAGGCUACCACGUCCUCAGAGUACAAGAGAAUUCCCCUGGCCACCGUGCAGGACUGGAGCCAUUCUUUGAUUUCAUCCUUUCCAUUUGUGAAAAUAGACUGAACAAAGACAACGACACCCUAAAAGAGCUGCUGAAGAUGAACGUGGAGAAGCCCAUCAAGAUGCUGUUAUACAGCAGCAAGACGAUGGCAGUACGGGAGACAACUGUCACACCCAGCAACAUGUGGGGCGGCCAGGGGCUUCUGGGUGUCAGUAUUCGCUUCUGCAGCUUUGAAGGAGCCAGUGAAAAUGUUUGGCAUGUCUUGGAAGUGGAGCCAAACUCACCUGCAGCCCUGGCUGGUUUGAGGCCCCACGCUGACUACAUCAUUGGAGCCGACACCGUCAUGAAUGAGAGCGAGGAUCUGUUCUCCCUCAUUGAAACCCAUGAAGGGAAGGGGCUGAAGCUGUAUGUCUACAACACAGACACAGACAACUGCCGCGAGGUGGUCAUCACUCCAAACUGUGACUGGGGUGGAGAGGGCAGUCUAGGAUGUGGGAUUGGCUAUGGCUACCUGCACAGGAUACCUACGUUGCCAUUUGCAGAGGGAAAGAAGAUCACCUUCCCAACACAGACUCCUAAUGAACUCCCUCCUCCACCUAAAGAUGGAUUCACAGAGGUCCAUCUCUCCGCUGUCAUUCCAACCGCUCCAGUUGCUGUGUCGUCUUCUGCAUCGACUGGAUUAGAGAAAUCUCCUGCCGGUUUUUCGGUCACCCCUAAUCUGACCCCUGUCUUUAGCAAUCUACAGAACGGAGCCCCUACAGUUCCGCUGCCCAGCGAAGUCCCCUCCUCACAAAGCAUUCCCCUGUCUGUCAAUCCUGCUCCAACAAUACCAGGUUUAAAGCUCUUACCUGGAGGUCUUCCACGGUUUCCAAAUUUACCAAAUCUCAAUUUCACCUUGCCAGACAUGAGCCAAGUAUUGCCACCUGGAGUUGGAUUACAACAUUUAGGGCCUACACAUCUUCCUCCUCUCAACCUCCCCAGUGUUGUCCCUGGUGUUACUCUCCCUCCAUCUGACUUUGUAUUUCCCCCCAUCACUGCAAACGCAGCUCCUGCCUUUAAACAAGAUACCACAUCUCCCUCUUCCGCUAUUCAGAUGAACAGGUUACUGACCAAAACCCCAAUACCAUCAUCAGUGACCACGUCUGAAUCAGUAAAUAUCACAAUGUCUGUAGAGUCAUCUUAGCAGAGAGCCCAAUUUAAGGUUGUCAGCUUGCUCUCAAGUCUUUACACAGUAUAUACAGUCUAAUAGCUGGACCACUCAGUUGACAUAUUGCUCCUACUGUUGUUGACUGUUGUAUGAGAGCUCCAGUACCUCCAGGAUACUGGAAUUACACUGCUGGUCUUCUCACAUGAAGCAAAAAUCAUAAGAAGUUUUCCUAAGAAACAGAUGUCAAAAGAAAAACAUCCAGGCAGUAGCACCUCUGCACCUUGAGAGCAGUUUUCUUGAUGAACAGUGAAAGAAAAAUUGAGAAUAAUUCAAACCUUUCAGCAGAGUAAAAAUAUACACUCUGCAGCACUCUGCAACUUUUUAAAAUAAAUCACAACACAAUCAUAGUAGGAAGUGUGUUAAUGAAAACUAAAUGGACUUUUUGAACUUGGCAACAAGUGUAAAAUAUAUGGGGAACAGGUUAACUUCAAAUGUGCAAAUCAGUAUCUUUGCAUCUCUCUUUAGGGGUUAAACUACUUAAGACGGGGCUUUAACCUGUAACUUAUACUACUGGGGAUUUUCCUUUAGAUAAGCAAGUUUGCUUGCUGCUGUAGCCAUUAAAUAUUAAAUAGUUUUGGUUUUUGUACAAGAAAUAAUUUUUAAACUGAGACAUUGUUACCUUGAUUAAAC